Molecule: messenger RNA, 852 nt
Organism: Closterium sp. Naga37s-1
Lineage: Eukaryota; Viridiplantae; Streptophyta; Zygnematophyceae; Desmidiales; Closteriaceae
Source: the annotation of a GenBank genome assembly
AUGAAAAUGCUAACUGUGGGAUUGGAGCCUGCAAAAGCGAUUUAUCCGUCUGUCACCUCUGUCCUCCCGUUCUGCCAUCGCCUCCCUCUUAGCCCGCCGUCACUUCCCCUCUCAUCCCGCCAUCCCCUCUCAUCCCGCCGUCGCCUCCCCUCUCGUCCCGCCCUCGCCUCCCCUCUUCCGCCCUCGCCUCCCCUCUCAUCCCGCCGUCGCCUCCCCUCUCAUCUCGACCUCGCCUCCCCUCGCCGUCGCCUCCCCUCUCAUCCUGCCCUCGCCUGCCCUCUCAUCCCUCCGUCGCCAGCGGGGCUGGACAACGCGGGCAAGACGACGAUCGUGAUGCGGUUCAACGGCCAGGAUACGUCGCAGGUGGGCCCCACGCUGGGGUUCAGCAUCACCACUCUGCGCUACAAAGGGUUCAACCUGAACGUGUGGGACGUGGGUGGGCAGCGCACACUGCGAGCAUACUGGCGCAACUACUUUGAGCGCACGGACGGACUCGUGUGGGUCGUUGAUAGCUGCGACCGCCUGCGCCUCGCUGACUGCCGUGACGAGCUGCACCGCGUGCUGCUGGAGGAGGUGCGGGGGGGAGGGAGCGGGAGAUGGAGGGGAGGGAGGGGAGGCGUGGGAAGGGGAAGGCUGGCAGGCGCGUCUCUGCUGGUGCUGGCCAACAAGCAGGACCUGUCAGGCGCUCUCAGCACCGAGGAGAUGAGCAAGGUGCUGGGUCUGAAGGCCCUAGCGGAGGGCAGGCGGCACUGCCACCUCGUGCCCUGCAGUGCCAAGACCGGCGAGGGGGUGCUGAGGGGAUUCGAGUGGCUUGUGACUGACAUUGCCUCGCGGAUAUACAUGUUCGACUAG